AUGUCCUGGACCGACUUCUUCCAAUCCUGCUACUUCAUUCCCCCGCCCACCCUCACCGAACACAACCUCCCCUCCCAAUCAGGUCGGGUCUUCAUUGUAACAGGCGGCUACUCGGGCGUAGGAAAAGAACUCGCCAAGCUCCUCUACCAAGCCCACGGCACCAUCUACAUCGCCGGCCGCGACGCCUCCAAAGGCCAGGCCGCCAUCGAGGAGAUAAAAUCCCUCUUCCCAACCUCCGACGGAAGACUAGAGUUCCUCUUCCUGGACCUCGCAGAUCUCUCCACGAUCAAAUCCUCAGCAGAGACGUUCAUAAAGAAGGAAUCCCGUCUCGAUGUCCUGACGAACAACGCAGGCGUCAUGACACCCCCCGUCGGCUCUCGAACCGCCCAAGGCCACGAACUCCAAAUGGGCACCAACGCCCUAGGCCACUACCUCUUCACGACCCUCCUCCUCCCCAUCCUCCUCAAAACCGCCCAAAUCUCCCCAGCAAAAACCGUCCGCAUAACCUGGGCCUCCUCCCUCGCAACCUUCAUGGCCCCACCCGGCGGAAUCCUCUUCGACAUCACAACCACCACCUCCUCCCCACGCAUCCUCAACAGCCCCAUGCGCGACUACCAACAAUCCAAAUCCGGCACCAUCUUCCUCGCCCACGAAUUCCAGUCUCGUUACCCUUCCAUCGUCAGCGUCCCCUUCAAUCCCGGAAAUCUCCACUCCGAACUGCAGCGCACGCAGUCCUGGUGGUUGUGGAUCGUGACGCAGUUGCUGGCUUAUCCGACUAAGAUGGGGGCUUAUACGGAGUUGUGGGCGGGGUGGGCGGAGGAGGUUGGAGAGGAGGGGAAUAGGGGGAGGUAUGUGGGUCCUUGGGGGCGGUUUAGAAGUGUGAGGGGCGAUAUUGAGAAUAAUCGUGUUGGGGUGGAGAGGUUUGUGGAGUGGUGUGAGGAGGAGACGGCAGGGUUCCUGUAG
Messenger RNA from Zasmidium cellare ATCC 36951, 963 nucleotides. RefSeq lists its product as uncharacterized. The record is from RefSeq and is a predicted model, not a curated record. NCBI's taxonomy places the organism in Eukaryota, Fungi, Ascomycota, Dothideomycetes, Mycosphaerellales, Mycosphaerellaceae. The transcript has a single exon. Bases 1 to 963 code for a protein of 320 amino acids.